AUGUCGACGGAAGAGGCUGUUGUCGCUGAGGUCCCGGUGACCGAGGUGGAGGCGGAGGCCCCGGCGGCCCAGGAGGCGGAGACGGACAAGGCGAAGAAGGCACCAAAGGAGAAAAAGGCACCAAAGGAGAAGAAGGCGCCCAAGGAGAAGAAGCCAUCCGCGGCGAAGAAGCCGGCGGCGCACCCUCCCUACGCUGAGAUGAUCUCAGAGGCAAUUGCUGCCCUGAAGGAGAGGACCGGGUCGAGCUCGGUGGCCAUCGGCAAGUACGUCGAGGAGAAGCACGGCGGCAAGCUUCCCACCAACUUCCGCAAGCAGUUGACUGUGCAGCUGAAGAAGCUCGCUGCAGCCGGCAAGCUGGCGAAGGUGAAGAACUCCUUCAAGCUGCCGACCGCCCGCCCUGCCACUGACGCCAAGCCCAAGGCCGUCAAGCCCGCCGCCAAGACCAAGGCACCCAAGGCGUCGCCGAAGGCGAAGGCCAAGACCGCGGCGAAGCCCAAGGCUGCUUCGCCCAAGGCCAAGGCCAAGGCCGCUCCCGCCGCCGCGUCUACCAAGCCCCGCGGGCGCCCUCCCAAGGCUGCCAAAACCUCCACCAAGGCCUCCCCCGCCAAGGCGGCCAAGAAGGCUGCUCCCGCUGCCAAGAAGGAGAAGGCAGUGGCGACGCCCAAGAAGGCGGCCACCCCGAAGAAGGCCGCCGCCGCCGCUGCUCCGGCCAGGAAGGGCGCAGCCAGGAAGGCCAAGAAGUAG
Messenger RNA from Miscanthus lutarioriparius, 744 nucleotides. NCBI's taxonomy places the organism in Eukaryota, Viridiplantae, Streptophyta, Magnoliopsida, Poales, Poaceae. The record is from the annotation of a GenBank genome assembly.